AGCCACAUGUGUUCAGUUCAGUUGAGCCACGUUGCAGACAAGUCGCAACUCGCACCGGCGCAGUAUUCACGCAGUCUUUCGCUCAUUUUGUUACUGUUGUUUAUAAGUUUGUUAAUUAACUGUUUAACUAUUUAACUUUUAUAUAGUUUAAAAAUCAUACAUCUGCAGUUUUUGUUGAAAAAUCUGUGUUAACAUUUUACAUUGAUUUUCGAAUCAAAAUGGACUUUAAAUCAGAAGACAUGAGUUCGGCUUCAUCCGUCGAUAUCGAAUACACGAGUGAUGUCAAAGAGGAAUUAGACGAAUUAGAAGAUUAUUUUGGUUAUGACUCAACUGAAGGAGAAGAACUUCCAUAUGAUGAAUAUUAUGAUCAAUAUUUAAGCGAAAGUAGUUCUGAUGAAGAUGUUGAACAAGUAGUUAUUCCUAAAAAAAAGAAUAGACGAAAACGGUCUUGUAACCAAGAUGAAGAAGAAACUUCAACAUCAAGAAAAAAAAAGAAAAAGCAAAAAGUAUCAGACCACAAUGCAAGUGAAUAUCACAGACGCGUUAUAGAAGCAACGUUAUUUGAAGAAUUGGCUCAAGAAGAUGAAGAUGAAUACGAAAAUUGUCAUGAAAAUUUUGAUGAAAAUCAUGAUAAUAAUAAAGACGAUGAAUCCAUAUUUCAAGUAAAGAUAAAAAAAAAUGACGUAGAAUCAGAAAAUUUAGAAGACAAUUGCAAUGGUUUAAAUUCAAACAGUCUCCGUUUUCGUGAUCCUAAUGGUAAACCUUGGAAAAGCAAUGAAGAAAGAGACCAAUUCUUUGAUUUUGUUGCCAGCAAAGUCGAAGAGGAUUCAAGCAACGAAAAUGAAACAGAUGAUGAAAGUGAAGACAGUGAAAGUGAUACAAGUGACGAUAAUGAAAUACUAGAAGGAGCCAAAGACAUUUUGAAAUUUUUUGAAUUGCAUGAACCUGGUGAUGAAAAUGAUGGAAAUAAUGAAAAUAAUCCUGCAAAAAUGGCAAGGUUCAAAGGGUUCUGUUACGAUGAUGAUAAGAAUUUAAGUGAAGAAGCGAAGGAAGAUGCCAGAAAAACGAGAAUUUUAAUGCAGUCUGUUUAUACGGUUGCUACAGUACUCCAUAAAUUUCCGUUGGAAUAUACACAAAAGGAGGAAAAGAAAGUAGAGAUCAUUAAAAAAAAGUGUCUGGAAAUGAGGGCAGCUCUCAUUGCAAACGGUUUUCCAGAAGAUAAGCUUCCAGCGACUAUUACAAAAUAAAAUAAAAAUCGCUCUUAAUUUUUAUUCACAAUGUAAUAUUUGUACAUAUGUAAAUAGUUUUUGUACAGUUUAUAUUUUUGAAUUCAUAUGCAAAUCUUGUACAAUUAUUUGUAAUAAAUUUCUACUAAAAUUAACAAGCAA
Trichogramma pretiosum is the source of this 1388-nucleotide messenger RNA. Its product is annotated as protein PFC0760c-like. NCBI's taxonomy places the organism in Eukaryota, Metazoa, Arthropoda, Insecta, Hymenoptera, Trichogrammatidae. The record is from RefSeq and is a predicted model, not a curated record. The coding region runs from base 219 to 1247 and encodes 342 amino acids. The transcript is spliced from 5 exons.